AUGGCCUCCACAGGAAGAAGAUCUGUGUUUUCUGGGGUGUUGGUUUUCAUGUUGUUGCUAUUGUUUGUAAUUGUGUUUUGCCAGGCUGAUCAUCAUGAGGACCUCACCAAGAAGAACAACAUGGCUGAGAAUGUUGGGGAGAAAGCAGGGGAAGCUGUGAAAGAGACUGAAAAAGGUGCUAAAGAGACCAAAGAAGGUUCAGAAUCAUGGGCUGAAUGGGCUAAGGAGAAGCUCUCUGAAGGUUUAGGUUUGGGUGCUGAUAAAGCGAAAGAAACUGCCCAUCAAGCUUCUGAUUCUGCUCACCAGACUCAUGAGAAGGUCACCCAAUCAGCUUCUAAUGCUGGCCAAUAUACUCAAGAUAAAGCUCAAGAAGCAAAGGAAGCUGCUGGGGAGAAAGCUGAAGAGGCAAAGCAAAAGACUUAUGAAGCCGCGGAGGAGGCUAGGAGGAAGACUGCGGAGAAAGCAGAACAGGGGCGGGAGAAAGCAGAGGAAGCGAAACAGAGGACAGCUGAAAAGGCUGCGGAAACUAAACAAGCGACCGAAGAGAAAGUUGGGUGGGCUAAGGAGAAAGCUAAGGAAGGUUAUGAAACCGCGAAACACAAGGCCGAGGAAACCUUGGAAUCGGCUAAAGAUAAAGUCACCUCCAAUCUCGAAGCUGCAAAGGAGAAAUCCCAGCAAAUGAAGGAUGAUAUCGCUUCUGGUUUCCACCGAUCUCAUGAUGAGGAGCUGUGA
Messenger RNA from Oldenlandia corymbosa var. corymbosa, 732 nucleotides. Lineage: Eukaryota; Viridiplantae; Streptophyta; Magnoliopsida; Gentianales; Rubiaceae. The record is from the annotation of a GenBank genome assembly.